Messenger RNA from Tupaia belangeri chinensis (Chinese tree shrew), 472 nucleotides. RefSeq names its product beta-defensin 33-like. The record is from RefSeq and is a predicted model, not a curated record. The transcript has 3 exons. Gene Ontology annotation, molecular function: chemoattractant activity; CCR6 chemokine receptor binding. Gene Ontology annotation, biological process: cell chemotaxis; defense response to bacterium. Lineage: Eukaryota; Metazoa; Chordata; Mammalia; Scandentia; Tupaiidae. Bases 177 to 365 code for a protein of 62 amino acids.
CUUAUGUGGUAAUGGGCAGUUUUUUUCAUUCGUCUCUUCCUGAAUGGACAGGAAACAUAGUUUCUGGAGGGUGGAGGAACCAGCUGCAGAUCACCUACCUUUUGAUGUGUACUGAAGAGCGAGCCAACCUGAGAUACUACCAGCUCUUUCUGUAACCCUGAGAACUCGUUUGCAUCAUGAGGCUGCUGUUCCUUCUCUUUCUCCUCCUCGUGUGUCUUAUCCAGACAGAAUCAGGGUAUGAACAAAGGAGGAAAUAUCUUGAAUGUGAAAAAAUGGGUGGUUCCUGCAAGCACCAAAAAACCCAUGGAUGCUCCAUCCUAUCUGCAGAAUGCAAAAGUCGGCACAAACACUGCUGCAGACUGUAGUUGUAACACCUCGAGAGUCCUCAGGGUAGCAUAAGAGACUCACCAACUCUGACUUCUGCUUAAUAAAGACACCAACACUCCCAUGAACCUUGAAGCUGACCUUUCAG